ACUACACUCACUUUUUCGUUAGCCUCUCACGGUUCAUCUCCUCCUCCUUGAAAGCCAAUAUAGAUCGAUCCGACGGAGGACGCUCUCUCAAACCUCAGUCUCCGUUGACUACUGACACUCUCCCCGUCUUCUUCUUCUAAUCCCCCCCCCCUGUACGUAUCUACUUCCGAUCUUAAUGAUGGCCCGAUGUCUAGCACGGUUCCUAGUUUCUCUACUCGCCUUAGCAAUUUGCAAUGCUGCUUCGGUUUCUCAUCCCAUUUCAGACUCUCACCGAUCCGCUGCUCUCGAUGUCUUCGUGCCACUCGAUGGAUCCUACAAAAGCUUGGAGGAGGCGUAUGAAGCAUUGAAGAGUUUGGAGAUUCUUGGAAUCGAUAAGAAGUCUGAUCUAAGCUCGGGGACUUGUGAGAAUGUGGUUAAAGUUCUUGCGUCGCCUUCUUCUGCUCUGAAGGAUGUGUUCUAUGCUUUGAGCGUUAAUGGGAUUCUUAAAUGCAAAACUGGAGAAGAUGUUCCGAAGGAUAUUGUCUCUAAACUUCAAGCUGGCGCUAAAGAUGCCAAGUUAUUGCUUGACUUCUACUAUUCUAUCAGAGGCUUGGUGCUUGUUAAGGAGCAAUUUUCUGGAACUGAUCUAACUCUGGGAGAUGCCGAAGCUAUUUUCCGUUCCGUAAAGGCUCUCAGCCAGAGUGAUGGAAGAUGGCGCUACAGCUCCAACAAUGCGGAAUCAAGCACCUUUGCUGCUGGCUUAGCCUUCGAAACUCUUGCUGGGGUGAUUUCAUUAGCACCUUCAGAGAUUGACCAGUCAUUGAUCCAGACAGUGAAGACGGGUAUCCUGAAGCUUUUUGACAGUAUCCAAAAAUAUGACGAUGGGACAUUUUACUUCGAUGGAAGUGAAGGCCCGAUCUCAACAACUGCAUCAGUAAUUAGGGGGCUCACGUCAUUUGCAGCUUCAGAGUCCACAGGAUUGAAUCUUCCAGGUGAUAAGAUAGUUGGGUUGGCCAAGUUCUUUCUUGGUGUUGGAAUUCCUGGUGAUGCUAAAGAUUUCUUCAACCAAAUAGAUGCACUAGCUUGUUUGGAAGACAACAGGUUCUCUGUUCCACUCAUCUUGUCUCUUCCAUCAACUGUAAUUUCAUUGACAAAGAAAGAGCCUCUGAAGGUUAAAGUUAGCACUGUACUCGGUUCUAAGGCACCAGCUCUUAGUGUGAAGCUCGCAGAAGCUCUAAAUUCAAAGGGUUCUUCUGUAAUUAACAACCAGGAGCUGAAGUUUGAUGCGGACAGUGCAACGUACUUCUUGGACUCCUUUCCCAAGAACUUUGAUGUUGGAAAGUAUACUUUUGUCUUUGAGAUUUUGCUCGAUGAGUCGGCAAAUGAAAAAGGUUACAUAACCGAAGCUCAAACAAAAGUGCCUAUAGCCGCCACAGGAGCUAUUGGCAUUGAGAACGCAGAAAUUGCGGUACUUGACAGUGACGUUGGGAGCAUUGAAUCUCAGAAGAAGCUAGAUUUAACUAAAGAUGGAGUAGUAUCAUUAUCAGCGAACCAUCUUCAAAAGCUACGCCUGUCAUUCCAGUUAACUACUCCACUUGGCCUUGUGUUUAAGCCACACCAGGCAUUUCUCAAACUGAAACAUGAGUCACAGGUCGAGCAUAUCUUUCUCGUGAAAACUUAUGGAAAGAAGGCUGAAUUAGUUCUAGAUUUUCUUGGAUUGGUUGAGAAGCUCUACUACCUCUCUGGUAAAUAUGAGAUCCAGCUAACUAUUGGAGAUGCUUCUAUGGAGAACUCUCUAUUGAGUAAUAUUGGCCACAUCGAACUAGACCUACCAGAACGUCCAGAGAAGGCGCCUCUUCCUCCUCUACAUCCUACUGACCCUUACUCAAGAUAUGGGCCAAAAUCUGAGAUAUCACACAUCUUCCGUGUUCCUGAAAAGCUUCCCGCGAAGCAGCUUUCAUUAAUUUUCUUGGGUCUUAUAGUUCUCCCAUUCAUCGCCUUCCUGAUCGGGCUGACACGGUUGGGGGUGAACAUAAAGAGCUUCCCAUCAUCGGUUGGAGCGGCAACAUCCGCUUUGCUUUUCCACGGUGGAAUUGGAGCUGUUCUGCUUCUAUACGUGCUAUUCUGGUUGAAGUUGGAUCUGUUCACGACUCUAAAGGCACUAUCUUUGUUGGGAGUGUUUCUGUUGUUCGUUGGACACAGAACACUCUCUAACCUCGCAGCAGCAUCGAACAAGUUGAAAUCUGCUUGAAGAAUAUGUAUUCGCUAUGAUGGAUUCAGUCUGUUCCAUGGAUCAGUUUUUAUUUGCAGUUUUGUAGCAUUACUUUUAUAUAGAUUAAGGUGAUAAGACAAUUCCAAAGGAUUUCAGAGUUUACCAACUCUCAGUUUAGUCUUUAAAGUUAUCAACAAGAAGUCAAGAAGAGUUGCUUUCCGUACCUU
Molecule: messenger RNA, 2418 nt
Organism: Brassica oleracea var. oleracea
Lineage: Eukaryota; Viridiplantae; Streptophyta; Magnoliopsida; Brassicales; Brassicaceae
Product: dolichyl-diphosphooligosaccharide--protein glycosyltransferase subunit 2-like
Exons: 20
Coding region: 176-2230 (684 amino acids)
Biological process (GO): protein N-linked glycosylation
Cellular component (GO): membrane; oligosaccharyltransferase complex
Source: RefSeq, a predicted model, not a curated record